GUAUAGUAUUAUCAGUAACUUAUAUAUGGACAGACGUGUCUAUUAUGUUUUUAAAACUUAGACUAAAAGCAUAUGUAUAUAAAAUAUCGUCCACAGCAGAUUUUAAUCACUCAAGUAGUAAUCGUUGUUGGCAAAGGUUGUUUGUGUUCCGAAAGUGCAGUAUAAAAUUAAAAGAAAAAUAAAUCCAAAAUGAAAAUAUUUGUUGCAAUUUUAGCGUUAGUGGCCUGUGUUUGUGCCGAAGAAUGGACCGUAAAAAAUAGCGAACAACUCAAAGUUAUACGUCACGAAUGCUUAAGUGAACAUCCUCUCACCCCUGAACAAAUGAAUAAAAUGAAGAAUUUUGAUUUUCCCAAUGAGGAACCCGUUCGCCAAUAUCUUCUCUGCACCGCUGUGAAAAUGGGCAUCUUCUGUUCUCAUCAGGGUUAUCAUGCCGAUCGUAUUGCCAAACAAUUCAAAAUGGACAUGGAUGAAGAAGAAGUUAAGAAAUUGGCCGAAGAUUGUAUUGCCAAAUAUCCCAAGGGUGAUAAGGCCAAUGAUGUGGCUGCUUUUGAAGUUCAUGGUUGUUUGAUGAGCAGUGUUAUUGGUGACAAAGUAAAAAAUUAUAUUAAACAACGUCACGAAGCUGCCCAACAACAACAAGCGUAAAAUUUGAAAAUAAAAUAUUUAUAAAAUUAAAAGAAUAAAUAAAUUAUUUUCUAGUUAUUAGUCUAUAAUAAAUCUUAAAUAAUUUGA
Molecule: messenger RNA, 732 nt
Organism: Lucilia sericata (common green bottle fly)
Lineage: Eukaryota; Metazoa; Arthropoda; Insecta; Diptera; Calliphoridae
Gene: Obp99c
Exons: 2
Coding region: 190-645 (151 amino acids)
Biological process (GO): sensory perception of smell
Molecular function (GO): odorant binding
Source: RefSeq, a predicted model, not a curated record